AUUAUUUUCCCUUAAGUCGGAACUGAUGACAAGGCUUAAAGUAUUAUAACGGAUAUCAAAAAUCACAAUGGCAACAUUUAACCAGCCUCAAUCUGUGAUUACCCAGCAAGUUACUGUUAUGAAAAGACCUGAAUGGAGCACAGACAUGUGUGACUGUUGUGAUGACAUGGGCAUUUGUUGCUGUGCUACCUGGUGUUUGCCGUGCUUCAUGUGCAAGACAGCCAGUGAUUCUGGCCAGUGCCUAUGUCUGCCACUGCCCGACCCCGUGAUGUGCUGUUUUCUUAAGUUUACACCUGUGAUAAUUCCUCCUGUCUCUCUUGCCAUGCGAGUAUCCAUUAGGGAAAGAUACGGCAUUCAGGGGACGAUCUGUGAUGACUGCUUCAUGGUCGGCUGCUGCUUCUCCUGCUCCUGGUGCCAAAUUGCGAGAGAACUCAAGAAACAAAAGCAGCCUCUGACCAUUGUGAGUGCCCAAACCACAACAUUCAAUGUGGUCCAGACAGCCAGGCCACCCCCCUACAACUCCAUAUACUAAUGUUUCAGUCCUGUGAAUUAUAUGAUGCAACAUACAGUGGAUGCUGUCUCAUAUGCAAUUACUAAACGUGUAAAGUUUGCAUUGUUUUUUUUUUUGUUGUUCAGCCAUGUUCAUUUAGUGUAUCCCUGCAGACACCAUAAGGAGACUUACUGUAGGUCCGCUCUAAUGGGACGAACCUGUGAUCACACUUUGGGACAAAAGAAAUAAAACAUGUGACUGCCAUACCUAAACACUCUGGAGCUUCUCAGUUCUAAAUUAUGGAGAUUAUUACAAACUCUGGUGGGCUUUAGCAGUGCAGUUCUAUUCAUAAUUUGUUUAGUAAAUGAUUGAUUGCCAUCACAAAGGCUUUGAAGUAAUGGUUUAAUCAGAAGCGUUAAUAUGCUUAAAAUAUGUAAGAGAAGAUUUGUCCAUCAUGAUCAAAGGGGACAUUCAAAUUGAAAAGUCACACUAUUAGUAAGACAGCAUGUGAAGACAAUAAGAGGCAGCUUCUACUGACUGAAAAGCCUCAGGGUUC
Polypterus senegalus (gray bichir) is the source of this 1046-nucleotide messenger RNA. RefSeq names its product cornifelin homolog. Lineage: Eukaryota; Metazoa; Chordata; Cladistia; Polypteriformes; Polypteridae. The transcript is spliced from 4 exons. The record is from RefSeq and is a predicted model, not a curated record. The coding region runs from base 68 to 532 and encodes 154 amino acids.